GCUAGUUGGUUGGUAAACGACAAUGACCAGCAUGCACCGCGGGAAACGCCCACGCGCCCUGGGGUGUUGCGUCAUGGACCGUACGGAAGGAAAGCGGAUGUUUGGCGAUUAUUUCAAAGUGUCGGCGCUAACGUUAAUUUUGCUGUCUUUUCAAUAUCAGCGUUCCUGGAAUAAAUAUCCGACUAACGUCUCCAGUCAGACAAUGCUAUUUUUUUCAAGUGUUAGCACCGAGUUACAUCGAAUUAUUGACAGCCUAACGCUGGAAAGGAAAUAAGCACAGAAUGACGUUUCCAUGGUGAUAGAACUUUACCUCCAACGACAGUUCACUGGCUAAUGUUAGCUAUCGAUGCUAGCUUCGAGGAGGAAUAUUUUUAACUUAACAAAGUGCACCGAUAGAUUAAUUACCAAUGUGAACAGAGAUGUCUUCGGAGUUUCAGUCCUCCGAUCACCAGAGCAUUCCGCCUUCCAGCAACAAUGGCUGUCACCUUUUGCUAUUUGAAUCUCCACCAAACCACGGUAAACUAACACAUGCAGGAUCAACGGAUAUCCAGGACGCCAUUCCCCGGGUGAGAUUUAACAGCCUGACACUCGAUGAAUUGAGUGAUGAGCUUGACAGGCGCACCAAGGAAACGCAGAGGCUUCAAGAAGAGGUGGAAAACGCAACCAAAGUAACCCUGGAGAGGUUGGCCUGCAUUUACAGCCCCCACAGCUCACCUGGACAAAGCUGCCACAACAGCAGUAAUGAUUCAGACGACUCACCUGGGGAUUCCACUAGUCCUUCAACCAUCCAGCCGCCAGAGUCUAAGCCCCUCGCCCGUGAUCUGGAUAGUUUAAACCGAGGAGAUAUCAGCUGUCCUGGAAAGGAGAUGUUGGGAAAAGUAAUAGAUGACUGUAUUCAACAGCUGUCUGACUUGCAGCUCAACAAGGCACGUGAUCAAACUGAACAAGAGACAUUCCGUUUUAACAAAGCCAUCAUGGACUUGCAGGCCAAGUUGCACACGGUCCGGAAGGAGAAGGCCGUCCUGUCCAACCUUAGAUUGGAAGACUCAAAGACACACGUCAGUCAAAUGGAAAACAUGCUGUUCAUAUUGGAAGAGCUCCAAAACAUCAAAAGGGCCGAGGACCAGAAGCUGCGGGAGGCGGAGGACGAGGCGUUGGCAUUUCACAGAAAAGUAGAGAUAUUGGAACAAAAUUUAAAAGAGAUGUACUCACUGUUGUCUCACGGGACACAAAGAGGAGGCAACGGCAUCACCAGUCCGAACGUCGCCACCACUCCAAGACGACUGUCACCGGCUGCUAACACAACUGAGGCUUUUGACAAUGAUUCAGAGAAGCUACAGGAGAGACUUUUUUCACAAUCAAUAAAACAUCUGGGGAGUGAUGAUCGCAGUGGUGUAAAUAAGCAAAAUGAAAGGAUGGAAGAGCUGAUUGAAAGUCUUGGCCAGGAGAUGGCGCUGCUGACUGACAAACUGAGCCGGUCGACAAACGGCAGCUUCAGUUUAUGUGCCAAGUUGGAGCUGCUAAAGAAACUUGCAGUGAGACAGACAUUACUGCACCGGUGUCAGGUCAGUGAACUGGAGUCAACUCUCUGUCGUCAUACAGAUAAGGUCCGUUGUCUGGAGCUGCAGCUCAUUCAGGCUCAGUCCGACCUGUCGGAAGCCCAAAGAGAGAAAGCGAGAUCCCUACUACCGACGGAGCAGCUUCAGUCCCAGCUCGACCAAUUCAAGGCCCUGCUGAGGCAGAGAGCCCAGGAGGGGGAGAAAUCUCAGGAACUCCUGGAGGACAAAGAAAAGGAACUCCGGCUCCGUCAGCAUGAAACCCAGCACCAUCUUGCCCGGUUGGAGGAAGCCCAAAGCCGAUGCCAGACCCUGCAUGCAGAGGGAGAGGCGCUGAGGCUCAGGCUGGAUGACCGAGAGAAGAGGACAGAGGGCAGCAUACAGAUGCAGAACCGCACCAUCAACGACCUUCACCAGCAGAACGGCCUCCUCAGCAACCAGCUGAACCAGCGCACGCUGGCGAUCCAGCAGCUCACGGCCGAGUUAGACCGGCGCAGGUCGGACCUGGCCGCUGCAGAGCAGGAGAGGCUGCAGCUACAGGCCUCUGUGGCUGAACAGAGCCAGCGCGCCCGGGAGGAAACUCUGGAGAAACAGCAGCUCGCCGUCCAGCUGGACAUCCAGCGGGUGCAGUUACGCGCCCUCAAGAAGGAGCACGAGGAACUGCAGCGGCUCCACAGCUUCAAGAACGAGGAGCACGAGGGUGCGGUGCUGAAGCUUCAGAGUCAAAUACGGACCGCCCAUGGCGAGCGCGACCAGGUCAGGUGCACCCUGACCACCCUGCAAGGAGCUGACGGACACGGCCUCCAAGUAGCCAUGGACAUGCAGAAGGAGAUCACGGCCAGGAGAAAGCAGGUCGACUCCUUGCAGAGCAAAAUCAAACAUUUGGAGGAGACAAUAGACCAGCUGUACCAGGGGAAGCGCUUGCAGGGCCUGGAGAAGCACCGUCAGCUGCAGCAGCUGAUGUUCCUCAGGGAGGAGAAGAGACAACUAGGCACCGAGCUGGAGGCCCUUCGCUCCACAGAUCAACAGUUGAGAGAACGCGUCGGCCAGCUGGAGGCCAUCCUUCACAAGAUGUCAGAAAGCUUUGCAGACUGUAAAGAUUUCCUCCAGCUGAAGGAGCAGCACUUUUUCCGUCUGAAACUCCAUCAUGUCCUGGCCUUGAAGGAGCUCCAAGGUCAAAAUUUGUACAGAGCUCCGAAUGUCCCUCCAUCUGACCCGGACUCCCCAUCUUCACUCGGUGCCGCGCCCGCCUCCCAGCGCGGCUCCAACGCCCAGAUCACGCGGCGCCACGCCCAGCGGCCCGGGCCUCCCGUCAGAGAGCUGCCGGGGGGGAUUUCGGAGAACCACAGACCACACACAGGAGUCAGGAGGAGGUCUGCGCCCGAGAGAGCGCGCGGCACCGCAUUAAGUAGUGACAAAGCAGAAGGAAUAAAAGCUGGUUCCAGAUGGAGAAGAAGAACCUGCGGCAGUGAGACACAUUUCCUGAAGGAGGCGGAGCUCAGCGGAGGAGUGAUCCACAAGAAAUGCUUCUGUGAGAGCGGUGUCGUCUCACAUCCAUCCCCCCCGCCGCUGCUCUCACUGGGCCGCAAGUCGCCAGUGUACUCACUCCUGACCUCUGACCCCAACAGCGGACAGUGACUCCCGAGGCAGGCCCUUCUUAUCAGAAGCUUCUUUUCUUGUUCCAGAGGCUCCCCAGAUGAAGUUGUCAAACAAAUGCAAUCCCCAAUCAGGUGUAACUUUGUAAUUCAUUGUGUAAAUUAAGUUUUUAUUCAACAAA
This is a messenger RNA of Pungitius pungitius (ninespine stickleback), 3333 nucleotides long. RefSeq names its product coiled-coil domain-containing protein 158-like. NCBI's taxonomy places the organism in Eukaryota, Metazoa, Chordata, Actinopteri, Perciformes, Gasterosteidae. The record is from RefSeq and is a predicted model, not a curated record. The transcript has 23 exons. Bases 420 to 3194 code for a protein of 924 amino acids.